This is a messenger RNA of Recurvomyces mirabilis, 918 nucleotides long. RefSeq lists its product as uncharacterized. The coding region runs from base 1 to 918 and encodes 305 amino acids. The transcript has 4 exons. Lineage: Eukaryota; Fungi; Ascomycota; Dothideomycetes; Mycosphaerellales; Teratosphaeriaceae. The record is from RefSeq and is a predicted model, not a curated record.
AUGAUGGCUUUCGGACCCAUCCUGGCCUUGGCCGUCCUACUGUCUGGCUUCGCAGUGGCCGCACCCAUCGAGCCGUGCCAAAGUGUGGCAAGAAACAUCACCAUUCAGGAACAUUAUGCGCUUAACAACCUGUCCUUAUUGGUUGGUUGGACCUUGGCCGGCGCCGCUGUCAACGACGACGAGCUUGACGUGACGUGUAACAAUGUCAACCUGACAUCGCACGGAAAGUGGUCGCAAGAAGCACUCAAUCAAGCGUUGAUCCAGAAUGUCGCCUGUGCAGCCUCCCAUUCUCAGCCGAACGCCACUGCAGCCUUACCCCACGUUAUCCAGUACAACACCGAGAUUUUCGUAACGCAAUUGCUCCAUGCAUUCCCUCAAAACGAAACCUCGGCGUACGAAUACCUGUGUCAGAAUCUCCGUUAUCUGUCUAUCGAUGGAUUCCGGCUUGACUCCACUCGUAUCAUCCAAGCGACCUGCAAUCGAGCUGGGAUGCGCCCAAGUCCUAGACCUGAGGGCGCCCUUCCGGGGGUUGGAAUUGACUUCACUGCCUCGUCCAUCUUCCUGAAUAUGGUUAGCACGCUCUAUGCCAUGAUAUUCGCAAGCGCUGCCACCUCCGAUACACAGCUGAACAUUUACUGCGCUCAUGCAGGAAACUACGUCGCCAGCAUCAAUACCCUUCUGCUGAACGGGACGCUUGUAAAGGAAACCAUUUGCGAUAUGAAGGAGCCGCUUAGUGUUGAGUCCGCAACUGUGCUUUUCAAAUCCUUAUCAUCGCAGGCAUUUGCAACAGUGCUCGAGCAUGCGAGUAACAUCCAGAAUUACACGACAUGGUUGGUGGACAAUGUGGACCUAGUCUCGAUGAACGACGUUGGCCUCGAUGGUCAAGCCGUCCUCCGUCAUAUCAGUGGGGAGGAAUAG